GCGCGACGGCCAGGACGUGGGCAGUGCUGCUCCCUCGUCCAGGAAAACGACUGGGCAUUGCCCCCAGUUUCCCCCAAAUUUGGGCAUUGUCCCCGGGUCUUCCAACGGACUGGGCGUUGCCCCGGGACACUGGGGACUGCCUUGGGGUCUCGCUCACCUUCAGCAACGUUCACUGCGCUCCACAGAUCCUCUCCAGCCUCUCUCCUCGGAUCCUUCUGCGCCUGCGGACGCGACCCUCGGCCUUGCGAUACCAAUGGGGAUCCCAGUGGGGAAGUCGAUGUUGGUGCUUCUCGUCUCUUUGGCCUUCGCCUGGUGCUGCAUUGCUGCUCACCGCCCCAGCGAGACCCUGUGCGGUGGGGAGCUUGUUGACACGCUUCAGUUUGUCUGUUCGGACCGCGGCUUUUACUUCAGCAGGCCUUCAAGCCGUGCCAACCACCGUCGCAGCCGUGGCAUCGUGGAAGAAUGUUGCUUCCGCCGCUGUGACCUGGCCCUCCUGGAGACAUACUGUGCCACCCCCGCUAAGUCUGAGAGGGACGUGUCAAAAUCUCUGGCCGUGCUUCCGGACGACUUCCCCAGAUACCCCGUGGGCAAGUUUUUCCAAUAUGACACCUGGAGACAGUCUUUCCAACGACUGCGCAGAGGCCUGCCUGCCCUCCUGCGUGCCCGCCGGGGUCGCAUGCUUGCCAGAGAGCUCGAAGCGUUCAGAGAGGCCAAGCGUCACCGUCCCCUGAUCGCCUUACCACCCAUCGAUCCCGCCCACGGGGGAGCCUCUUCGGAGAUGUCCAGCAGUCAUCAGUGAACCAAAUUGUCUGGUAAUUCUGCAAUGUAAUGCCAUCACUCUGUGGCCUCCUCUUGAGCAGGGACAGUUCCAUCAUGUCCCACACUAAGAUCUCUCUGCUCCACUUCUGUCCCUAGGCUUCUCCCCCCCCCCCCCAUGCCCCGCCUCCCCACAUCAGGCUACUUUGCCCCACAACAUCGGGCAAGCAAACUCUUCAAAACCAAAUCAAUUGGCUCUGAACAACUAAGCCAAAUUGAUUGGCUCAAAACAAAAUCAGUUGUCCCUAAACAACCCCAAAACAAAAUUGAUGGGUUCUAAAGAACCCAAAUAAUUUGAGACCCCCAAAUAACUCUAAAAAAAAAAUCUUUAAAACACAAAGUCCCUUUAAAACAAAUUGGCUUUUUAGAAACACCAGAACUGUUCAUUUAAAAAUUAAAUAACAAAAGAAACCAAUUGGCUAAAAACAUACUAAAAAAUUAAUUGGCUUAAAAACAAUUGGCAAAAUAAAGUAAUUCGGCCCCCCCCCCUCUUCUUCCCAUUUGGAUCUUUAGUCAAAUUGGCUUAGACUUGGAUCUCAGAACCCAAGAAGAAAGGAGGGGGACCCAAAACUUCCCAGGUGGCAUGUCAUGCUUCGGUGCCCUCUCCUUGUCAACACUCAGAUAGGGUGCUUUUAGCUUAAGCUGGCUGAGAACAACACCGGCCACCCAAAUUCUUUCUUCACUGGCCAUUCCAUCACAAAUGUCAUCAUGUCACCACGGGGCUGGGUGAGAGAACCCAAAAGAGGAACAGAGAACAAAACUUAAUUGGCACAAGCCCCCAAGUCCCAAAAAUCUCACUCACUUAUCUGUACCUACCUAAAAAGCACUUUUAUACUCAUCCCCGCAGACACCCAGACAUGCAUUCGCGCGCGCGCGCGCGCGCGCACACACACACACGCACACACACACGCACACACACACGCACGCACGCACGCAUUCACUCACUUACUCAUAUAGGUAUGCACACCCCUCACAAUUAGAUGAGAAGAUUGAAAUUGCUAAAUAACUCCUAUUAGAACCACAUUGCCCAAACCAAGGUUCAUCCCAAAUUCCCUGAGCAGUUUGCAUGGUUUUAGCCUCCCCUCCCAGUCUAUCUAGUUUCUGCUGCUGCUUGUGGGCCCUGUGUAUGACCAGGCUGUAUAUGACCACCUAGGGAGGGAGGUGUUCUUCCAGGGCUCACUUCCAUCUGGGCCAGUGCUCCCCAGCCCCCAUGUGGGCCAAUGCCUAUCCAUGUUAUGCGUUGGCCUCCCCCAGUGUAGAUAAGUUUGACCAGAUAAGGAGAUGGUACUGCCAAGUGAGACAUGCUGCCCGAGUAGCCUGCCCCUGGGUGUGUUGCUAGGAGGAAAGAUCUGGGGGACACCCCCUACCCUGAGCACACCUAUGGGCCAUCUCUGUAAGUCUCCUGGGGAGCCCCUGCCUUUUAGGGGCUCCCCAGGAGACUCACACUGAUGGUGGGGAGAGUGGGAAGUCUGGCGG
Molecule: messenger RNA, 2292 nt
Organism: Onychomys torridus (southern grasshopper mouse)
Lineage: Eukaryota; Metazoa; Chordata; Mammalia; Rodentia; Cricetidae
Gene: Igf2
Product: insulin like growth factor 2
Exons: 4
Coding region: 254-799 (181 amino acids)
Cellular component (GO): extracellular region
Molecular function (GO): hormone activity; growth factor activity
Source: RefSeq, a predicted model, not a curated record